Messenger RNA from Coregonus clupeaformis (lake whitefish), 2135 nucleotides. RefSeq names its product glycine receptor subunit alpha-4. The coding region runs from base 206 to 1654 and encodes 482 amino acids. Gene Ontology annotation, cellular component: synapse; plasma membrane; neuron projection. Gene Ontology annotation, molecular function: glycine binding; chloride channel activity; transmembrane signaling receptor activity. Lineage: Eukaryota; Metazoa; Chordata; Actinopteri; Salmoniformes; Salmonidae. Gene Ontology annotation, biological process: regulation of membrane potential; signal transduction; chloride transmembrane transport. The record is from RefSeq and is a predicted model, not a curated record. The transcript is spliced from 10 exons.
CAGACCUUGAGUUAUAGACAAGCAUCAUCUUGGAUGUUACACCUGCAGAGAGCAGGAGGCUCAGAGGGCUCCAUAAGGAUUUGUCUGGGUAGCGGAGCAACACCAUGGCUCUCUGCAUAGGUUCACAGACUCUUCACUGAGUUAUAUGCCUCUGAAUACUUCAUCCAUUUUAAUUUUAUUUUAUGCAUAGUGCUGUAAGCAGAGAAUGCUUUCACUAGUCCUAUGGAUGGUAUGGGUUUCGUCUGUCUGCUUUCUCCAAGGCAGGCCUGGGUCCUGUAAGGAGAUGAAGCUACCUAGCAGGGUAGGGAAGGCCCCUUCCCCAUCUGAUUUUCUGGAUAAACUUAUGGGAAGGACAUCUGGGUAUGACGCCCGCAUUAGACCCAACUUCAAAGGUCCUCCUGUGAAUGUCACCAUUAACCUCUUCAUCAACAGCUUUGGUUCCAUCACAGAAACCACAAUGGAUUAUCGUCUCAAUGUGUUUCUACGUCAACAAUGGAACGACCCGCGACUGGCCUAUAAGGAGUACCCUGAUGACUCUCUGGACCUGGAUCCUUCCAUGUUGGACUCCAUCUGGAAACCUGACCUUUUCUUUGCCAAUGAAAAGGGGGCAAACUUUCACGAAGUCACCACAGACAACAAACUGCUGCGGAUAUUCCAAAAUGGGAAUGUCCUCUACAGUAUCAGGUUAACUCUGAUCCUGUCCUGCCCCAUGGAUCUGAUGAAUUUCCCCAUGGACAUUCAGACGUGCUCUAUGCAGCUGGAAAGCUUUGGCUACACCAUGAAUGACCUGUGUUUCCAGUGGCUGGACAUUGGUCCUGUCCAGGUGGCAGAUGACCUGAUGCUUCCUCAGUUUGUGUUGAAAGAGGAGAAAGACUUGGGCUACUGCACCAAGCACUACAACACAGGUAAAUUUGCCUGCAUCGAGGUAAAGUUCCACCUGGAGAGACAGAUGGGCUACUACCUGAUCCAGAUGUACAUCCCCAGCCUGCUAACAGUCAUCCUCUCCUGGGUCUCCUUCUGGAUCAACAUGGACGCCGCCCCGGCUAGAGUGGGCCUUGGUAUCACCACAGUGCUCACCAUGACAACCCAAAGCUCUGGGUCCAGGGCAUCCCUGCCUAAGGUGUCUUAUGUGAAGGCCAUCGAUAUCUGGAUGGCUGUGUGUCUUCUUUUUGUGUUCGCUGCACUGCUGGAGUAUGCAGCAGUAAACUUUGUUUCACGGCAGCACAGAGAGUUCUUCAGACUGAGGAAAAGGAUCAAAGAACAACAGCGGCAGAGAACUAGAAGUGGAAGUGGGGAGAGCAGCCAAGUGAAAGGUAACGUGCCAGGCAACAACUCUUCCCAGGGGACCCUGCCUGGCCCACAGCAGUGCAGUGUCUGUGCCAGGGAGCAGGAGCUGGCGGAGCAGAGCCAGGCCUAUUUUCUCCAUAGUUAUGGAGUAGCAGGCGAUGCACCACCAGAGAUGGACGCCCCAAUCUUUCAGGCCUUACCUCCAGGGUUCCCACUGUAUGACAUCCGCAGGCAGUUUGUAGAUCGGGCAAAAAGGAUCGAUACCAUAUCCAGGGCUGUGUUCCCACUGAGUUUCCUCUGCUUCAAUGUUUUCUAUUGGCUCACCUACAAAGUGCUGCGGAAUGAAGCCAUCCGAGCUACUCUUUGACAAAUCAACAUCUGAGGACUGAAUUACAGCACUAAAAACCAAUACAGAGUUGAACCUAGUCUUCCACAGAACACUUUUACAGACGAUGUCAAAUCCAUCCGCUGUGCCAAUGGAAAAAUUAUUGUUUGACUGCAUGUCCAGUUCCAUUAAUUUUUUUGAUUAAACUAAGCAAACCUGAUGUCAUCCAAGUGUCAUCCUUAAAGGGGCAAUCUGCAGUUGAUACAAUAACAAAAGCCCACCCCGCCACUGAUUUGGAAAACAGCCGAGGGAUGGGGCUGGAGAAAUGUAACCACUCAAAUGUAUAGACCGCUAUGGAUGCAAUUACUGACCCUCCAUGAUAUCAAACUUAAGUUAACCAUGUUUUUAGGCUAGUGUUUGCUAUUCAAGAAUCUAAUGGGUAGAUAUAAAUUAAGUCCAAAAAUGGAUGUACCAAAAGCACAUUGCCCCUUUAACAAUUACUAAUUAGCACAUAUUGUAGACC